AUGAAACUCAAUUAUAAAACCAUGAAAGAAAAAAAAGAAAAUUGUUUUUAUAUUAUUUCGUUAAGUUUGCUUGCGACAGGGUUUGCUUUUAUUCAUAUGCAUCACGUUUCAACUUUAUUUGAAAAUGACCGUCAUUUUUCUCAUUUGUCCAAUUUGGAAAGAGAAAUGACUUUUAGAACAGAAAUGGGAUUUUAUUAUCAUUAUUAUAAAAAAAUAAUAAAUGCUCCAUCGUUUGAAUCGGGGUUAAAAGCUUUGCUUCAAGACAAUCAAACAGAAUAUCCAGAUGUUAUUAAUGCUUUACAAAGGUUUAAUUUAUAUCCAGAGGUUUUCAUUGGUGGCCUAUACAGAAUUUUUGAUUUUGUUACAAAAAGAUAUGAUAUUACUACUAAACAGUGUUGGGAGGUUAACAGAGGUCAAUCGUUACCACCUGUAAACAGCUGUGAGGGACUAGGAGAUCCAAUGUAUUUUUAUUUAGAAUUUGUUUGGUACUGUGCUGGAUUGUCAAAAGCAGUAUUAUUUAUUUAUGCUGUUGUUUUAAGCAACUCAUUCGGAGGAGGACUUUUGACAGUUUUAGGGUUUCUUUUUAACCAUGGACAUUGUACUAGAGUUCAAUGGACUCCUCCUUUAAGAGAAAGUUUUGCAUAUCCGUUUUGCCUCAGUCAAAUGUUAGCAAUCACAUACUGCCUUAAAAGUUCAAAAAACAAAAUAAAUACAAAAUGGAAUUUAUUAUUUCAGGUUUGGACUAUAACUUUAUCAAGUACUAGUUCAUUAUUACUGUGGCAGUUUUCUCAAUUUGUGCUGGCAACUCAGGUUGUGGCAAUAUUAAUAAUGUUUUGUUUGGGAAUAAUCCAUAAAAAAACUGUUUUAAUUAUUUUAGUUUCUCAAUUGGUUGGGCUUCUACAAGCUGCCGUAUUAAUGUUUGGAAAUGAAUUUCUUUUUCAAUCAAUCUUGUUCAGUCUUUUGAUAUCUUCAAUAGCAAUUGUUUUAAGUUGUGAUUUUAAAAUUCAUUAUCCAUCUUUUCAUGGAGGCUUUAUAUUAAUAUCCAGUCUUGUCAUAACAUUUUCAUUGAAAAGUAAAAUUAGUCGUUUUUUCAGUGAACAUGAUGCUCACAUAUUCGAUUUAUUAUUAGCUAAAGUAACUAAUUUUAAAAAUUUUCACACAAUGUUAUACACUUGUUCACCCGAAUUUGAUUUCUUGCCACUUUCUACAGUGUAUGAAUUAACAAUAACCGGCUUGAUUCCUACAGUAUUAAUUGUAAUUGGCAUAUUACUUUUUAAAUGGGGAAAACACUUCAUUUUUAAAAAACAAAAACAUGGCCAGUCACAAAAUGUAAUCGAUCCUGAAGUUGUUUACAAUUUUUUACAAUUAGGGGCCUUUACCAUUAUGACUUACUUUAUUAUGAGGUUAAAAUUAUUUUGGUCACCACAUUUAUGUCUUAUGGCUUCCUUGAUCAUGUCGACAAAGUAUUUGUCUUCUAAAAACAAUUUAAGGUAUUCCAUUUUAACGAUACUCAUUGCGGCCAUGAGUUAUCACGGAAUAAAUAACAUCAUCAGACAAAGGAAUAUAAUGGGUGAAUAUAUAAAUAUUCCUUUUGAAGAAGUACUUACUUGGAUCUCUUCCGAAACAUUACCCACCGAUGUUUUUGCCGGUCCCAUGUCAAUUAUGGCAAAUGUUUUAUUAUCAACGGGAAGAAGAAUUGUAAAUCAUCCACAUUACGAACAUCACAACAUGAGAGAAAGAACUUUAAAAGUUUAUUCCGUAUUCAGUCGGCAAAAUCCUCAACAAGUAUUUUCCACAUUGAUUGAUAUGGGAGUCGAUUACGUCAUCCUCGAUGAAACCUGGUGUUUUUAUCAAAGCAGAGAAAAUUGUAGCAUGAUCGAUUUAUGGGAUUUGGUAGAUUUAGAAAAUGCAAACAACGAACCAUUAUGUCCGAAACUUUUUAACGGAAAUCCCGAGCCAUUUAUCAGAGCUUUUGCCAACGACGUAUUUGUUAUAUUAUCGUUAAAAGCGAGACAAUUCAUUGAAAUAACACCCUUACGUCAAUAUCAAAUAUGA
Pediculus humanus corporis (human body louse) is the source of this 2055-nucleotide messenger RNA. RefSeq names its product protein dpy-19, putative. Lineage: Eukaryota; Metazoa; Arthropoda; Insecta; Psocodea; Pediculidae. The record is from RefSeq and is a predicted model, not a curated record. The transcript is spliced from 11 exons. Gene Ontology annotation, molecular function: mannosyltransferase activity. The coding region runs from base 1 to 2055 and encodes 684 amino acids. Gene Ontology annotation, cellular component: nuclear inner membrane.